Molecule: messenger RNA, 3885 nt
Organism: Carya illinoinensis
Lineage: Eukaryota; Viridiplantae; Streptophyta; Magnoliopsida; Fagales; Juglandaceae
Product: E4 SUMO-protein ligase PIAL2-like
Exons: 19
Coding region: 229-3690 (1153 amino acids)
Biological process (GO): protein sumoylation
Molecular function (GO): zinc ion binding; SUMO ligase activity
Source: RefSeq, a predicted model, not a curated record
CAUCCACCAACCGGAACUAGUCAGGCAUUGGAAAACACCUCAGAGUCUCAGGCACGGUCGGAUUACUCACCUCAAAGUUUGAACAUGGAAACAAGAACGCUCUGUCACCUACCAGAAGCACCCAGGCUGUGAAACCCAACAAAACAACUUUACCAACUUCAGUCUAGGGGCUGAACAAAAGCUUCGGCACCAAGCAACCAGAAAACGAGACAAGAAGAAAGUUGGGGAAUGCAGAAUCGUACAGACGGGCCCAUGAGUGUUUCAAUAGGUGGUGGACAAGAGGAACGGCGCUCAACGGGGUCGGUUUUUCUGGGUGGGCAAGCGGACUCGCUUGCCAUGCACAUUUUGUCGGGUCAUCUCAGUGAUCCCUCUAAGGUGUCCGAUCUUUGCUUCUGCCUGGCCAGAAGCAUUGAUGAUGCUGUCGCAAAUAACGAGGUUCCACUAAAAGCACAGGAUUUGCCUAUGUUGGUUAAACAGGUAUAUAAGCAUAACAAUCAUUCUUCCCUUCAAGCAGCUGUAAUGGCGCUUAUGAUUUCUGUCAAGAAUGCUUGCAGGAUUGGAUGGUUUCAAAAUAAAGAUUCAAAUGAUCUUCUUACGUUGGCCAAAGAGAUAGGUAAAUCCUUCAGUAAUACUGAGGAUUUUAAUGUUGAACCAAGCUAUGCUCUGUCCAGCAUUUCAAAAAUCAUGGCUAGAUUCUAUCCACGUAUAAAAAUGGGCCACAUACUAGCUUCACUUGAGAUCAAGGCUGGAUACAGGGCUAUUGUCUAUGACUUCCAUAUUUUGAAGAGUACAAAAGUUCCUGUGCAAAAUCAGAUAGCUCUGUUUGUUGCUCAAAUGGAUAAUAUGGAGACAUCAUCUUGCAUUGUGACUCCACCUUUAGCAAACUUUCUGUUAAAUGGUAAAGGAGUGCAAGGAAGGAAUAACAUUUCCAUGGACACUGGACCACAGCUGCCAACAAAUAUUACUGCAAUGCUCAAAUAUGGAAUUAAUCUUUUUCAGGCUGUUGGGCAGUUCAAUGGUAAUUAUCUCAUCACUAUAGCUUUCAUGAGCAUGAUGCCAUUGACUGAUGAAACUCCAUCACUACAAGAUUAUGUUCAGCCUGUUGUUGGUCCAUAUGGCUCUGACACAACUAAGACUGUAUUACUAACUUGGAACAUGUUAGAUUCUGAGAUAAUCGAGAGGCCAUCACGCAUUUCAUUAAAUUGCCCAAUAAGCCACAAACGUAUCAAAACACCUGUGAAAGGACAUCUCUGCAAUCAUUAUCAGUUAGAUAAACAUACUUGUUUUGGGCUUCAUUGUAUCUUGGAGACAAAUUCAUUGGUAAUCCAUGUGCACACCGUUACAAGUGGGGGCAAAUAUUGUCUUAAGGAAAGCGACAUUGUAGCGCGCCUCAAAUGCUUUGAUUAUGAGAACUUCAUGGAAAUGAAUGCAAGAAGGCCACUAUGGUGUUGCCCAUGUUGUAACCAGCCUGUCUGCCACACAGAUAUACGCAUUGAUGAGCAUAUAGCUAAGAUCUUGGGAGAGACUGAAGAGAAUGUUGUUGAUGUGAUGAUCUCAGCAGAUGGAUCCUGGAUGGCAGUCUUGCAGAACAAUGACCAUACUGACAAAACAGGCCACGGGACACCAAGUUGUCAGCAAGAGAGACCUCCAUGUUUGCCUGAUGAAUUUUCUGAUCUUACCAAGGAAGGGGCAAAUGCUAUGCAUGUAUAUGGAGGUACUGGAAGACGACAUUUACUGGAUAAUCCUCCAUGCAUUCCAAGAAAUGUUGUGCAAAAGGAAGUAAAAAACUCUGACAGGUUGGACCAACAUGGUUCUUGUUCAACAGAGGAAAAUAUGUACUCAAGAAUUCCCAUGUCUAUUUCUGCUGUCCCACUUGGUUCAGUAGGCAGCACGUCUACUUGGGCUGGAACCCCGGACAGUUCCAAAUCAUCUUGCAAUUCAAUUCUUGCACCAGUCCUAACAGACACUCUUUCUCCAGUUCUGAACCAACAGUCUUUACAUGGGGGCUUGGAUAGAGAGCAGCAAUUGCUCAGGCCACUUGUGAAUUCUUUACCAGUCUCAAACAUGGCUUCAUCUUCCAUGCGCAAUCACACAUCAAUACAGAACCAGGAAGUUAAGAAGGACAAUAAUGUUUCUGGUCAAGAUGUCCAACAGGCUGAUAUCUUUCCCACUCAAGGCCAAGGUGGUUAUCACAUUUCCUCCAAAUGUUCCUCUGGGCAUCAAAAUUCACUACAAUCUAGCACUUCUCACCCUUCGGCUAUGACUCGGUCGCUAAAUUCUGUUCCUCCAUCGACUGUUGUAGAACCAGCGCAGUUUCAGCGAGGUGGUGGUAGUGGCCAAGCCAUGCAUGAUGAUAAUAGCACGCAAACACCACUCAAGUCUACUGCUCAACCAAUGGCUGAGAAGUCAAGAACACCACUAUAUGUACCGGUUCAACUCCAACCAUCCGGAACAGACUUAUCAUCGUCUCUUUCUACGGUUGCUGAGCGGCCUAGGGGGAGUGUGAGUGAGACAACACAUCCUCAAGGGUUGCUGGCUGAUGGUUCAGCAACCUUGACAUCAGCACAGAACUUGCAGCCCUCAGGCAGAAUGAAGGGAAGCCUCACGGGAAUGGAUUCGCUGGGGCAAGGAGGCAUGCCAUUCACAACACUCUUGCAGGGUUGUAACCUUGAUGAUAAAUUUUUGGAGUCUCAACAUACUCCACUAAUCGUCAAAGAGUCUCUACCCCAAGUUGAAAUGGUCGCUAAAAAGAGACAUUGGGGUGGCAAGUUCAGUGUGGAGGAAGACAAUCUCCUUGUGUCAGCGUGGCUCAAUACUAGCUUGCAUACUGUAACUGAGGAAAAACACAAGUCAUAUUGGGAGAGAAUUUGGGAGUUCUUUCUCAAGCACAAGGCCCAGGCGAUUUCUGAACGUAGUCCGUCCUCCCUAAUGAAUCGCUGGACAAUAAUUAAAAAUGGCAUCGAUAAUUUUUGUGAUUGUCUUGCCCAAAUCGAAUCAAUACAUCAAAGCGAUAUGACUGAACAUGACAAGAUUCUUCAGGCAAAGGCCAAGUAUCAACAGCUUCAUGAAACCUCUUUUUCAUUUGAACAUUGUUGGACAUCAUUGAGACAUCAAGGAAAAUGGUUGCAGCGCCGUAACCUCUUGAAAAGAAUUAGAAGACUACCAUGUAUGGCAUCUUCUCCAUCAACUCCAGAUUCGACAAUUCUAGGGGAAGAUAAUGUCUCCAAUGAUAGCUUUCAAGACUCGGAAAGACCGAUAACCAUGAAAGAUGAGAAGGAAAAGCGAAAGAGAGAAAAGAGUACAAAGUCAGAUGAUGCAGUAUUACCGAACUCCAUCAGGAAAGAUAAGUUGAAGAAACUAACUGAAAAUCUGGACGAAGCACGUGAUCAAGAGAAAGGGUUCACAUGUCUUGAGCAAGAAAAGACUCACUUAAAACAUUCAAUGGAGGAGGAAAAGAGGAUCUGCAUGAGGCAAGAAAUGUUUCGAUCGGAACAAGCUCAAAAAGAACUAAUCCGUUCGGAGAAGGGAAUAGGAAUACUUCAAUUAAAACGAGACAGACUUCAAGUAGAACGAGACAUGGAGGAAGUACGAAUUAUGGCGAUCGAUACAAGUGCCAUGUCUCCAAUGCAACAACAGUAUUUUCAGCAACGUCAAGUGGAAAUUCUUGAAAGGCAAAAAAUGAGUAAAUAAUAAUUAUUUCCUUUUAGUUGCGUAUUUUCUUUCAAAUCGAUAUUUUGACUCAUGAUGGGCUCAUUGUCUGAAGUUUGUGAGCAGAACUUGGUGCUCUUUUUGAUGAAAUAGCUUGUUAUAUAUUCACCUGUUAUGUUGCAUACUAUGUCCCAACUUCAUUUGAAUGGAUAUAAUACCUGAAACUUAUACCAUUUA